Protopolystoma xenopodis is the source of this 306-nucleotide messenger RNA. Lineage: Eukaryota; Metazoa; Platyhelminthes; Monogenea; Polystomatidea; Polystomatidae. The record is from the annotation of a GenBank genome assembly.
AUGCUUUUGGGAUGCACGAGGUGUGAAAUUGAAAAUCAGAGUGUUGGCAGUUUUGCUGAUUUCUAUAAAUCCCAGUAUGUUCAGCCUAUUGAUAUAGUCUCUAUUUGGCUUUUGGCCAGUCUAUCUGGUGUCCUGUGUGGGCUGUGUUCAGCCAGUUCUAUAGUAGUAGCAAGUCAGGAUUAUACGCUUCUCUACCACAACUACUGUUCGAUUCUGGUCGUGGAUGCUGAUGGGACCAGUACAGACGAGGUCGAAACUGCAGUCCAGUCCACUCUGGACGAGAAUACUUUUCGUAAGCAAGGCUAA